AACUAAAAGAGACACCGAAGUGUAGUUUGUUAAAAUCACAAUUCUUUCCUCAACAAAAGAAAAUAAUGCUCCAAGGGAAUUCCAUAUUGAUCACACUGUUACUAAUGCUACUUCUUAUCAGAAAUGGCAACGGUCAGAACAAGGGCAAUAAGGAAUUGUCUUGUGGACCUGGCGAACCCCUUAUUAGAUUUCCCUUCCAACUGGUGAAGGGGAUCAAAGAUGAAUGUGCUAAUCCCGGGUUUUGUUUAUAUUGUACUAAAAAAAAUGAAACCAUGGUUGUGCUCUCUACAAUAGAAUUCCGUGUCUAUUCCAUAGACUACGAAUUUAACUUCUUUAGGUUGAAGGACCCGGAAAAUUGCCUUCCGAACAAGUUUCUACAAAUCAACAAUUUUUUUCUUCAGCAUAACCAACUUGAACUAGGAUUUCCUGGACAUGAAGGAACAAACAACUUGAGCUUCUUUAACUGUUCUUCAGUUGGGUAUACAUACCUCAGAAGAUUUGUUUAUGGUCCUUACUGUUUGGAUUUUAGUCAACAAGAUAUGAUCUCCUGUCCGAUUUACGUUUCUAGUUCUUACGACAGCGUCCUCGAUUUGGAUCUAACAUCCUGUACCAGGAUGUUUGACCUCAUUUCGCCAGCUGAGGCAGACGACCUGCAGUGGAAUUCUUUGAAUAUGAGAUGGUCCAUACCAAAUUGUACAAAGUGCGAAGCAAAAGGCAAGAGAUGUAAAUGGAAGAACAACAGCAACACAGAAGGAGACAUUGAAUGUUUUGGCUACAAACGGAAAAGAAUCCAUGUUCCCCAAUCUUUUAUUUUCGCUACUACAGGCUCAAUUUUUUUGGGGCUGGUGGUCAUUGUUGUCUUUAAGAUAGCACUCUAUUUUAGACAGAAAGAAGACGACCAAGCAAGAGUGGCCAAGUUUUUAGAGGAUUACAGGGCAGAAAAGCCUGCAAGAUUUACCUAUGCUGAUUUGAAAAGAAUCACCGGUGGCUUUAAAGAAAAGUUAGGGGAAGGAGCUCACGGGGCUGUAUUCAGAGGAAAACUUUCAAAUGAGAUUCUAGUGGCUGUGAAGAUCCUCAAUAAUACAGAGGGAGAAGGGAAGGAGUUCAUUAAUGAAGUGGGAAUCAUGGGAAAAAUUCAUCACAUCAACGUGGUUCGUUUGCUUGGCUUCUGUGCAGAAGGAUUUCAUCGUGCUCUUGUCUACAAUUUGUUUCCAAACGGAUCCUUACAACGAAUUAUAGUUCCACCGGACGACAAGGACCAUUUCCUUGGCUGGGAGAAGCUGCAACAGAUUGCUCUUGGUAUAGCUAAAGGGAUUGAGUAUCUUCAUCAAGGUUGUAAUCAACCCAUUAUUCAUUUUGACAUCAAUCCUCACAAUGUGCUACUUGAUGACAACUUCACUCCAAAAAUUUCUGAUUUUGGCUUAGCCAAAUUGUGUUCCAAGAAUCCUAGUUUGGUGUCCAUGACAGCUGCAAGAGGAACCGUGGGAUACAUUGCACCUGAAGUUUUCUCCAGAAACUUUGGGAAUGUGUCUUAUAAGUCUGAUAUUUACAGUUAUGGAAUGUUAUUGUUAGAAAUGGUUGGAGGAAGAAAGAAUGUAGACAUGUCUUCUGCCCAAGAUUUCCAUGUUUUGUAUCCGGAUUGGAUCCAUAACCUGAUUGAUGGAGAUGUACAUAUCCAUGUUGAGGAUGAAGUUGAUAUUAAAAUUGCAAAGAAAUUAGCAAUUGUUGGACUUUGGUGCAUUCAGUGGCAGCCAGUGAAUCGUCCAUCUAUAAAAUCUGUCAUACAAAUGUUAGAAACUGGAGAGGAAAACCAGUUAAAUGUGCCUCCUAAUCCAUUCAACUCAACCACUUCAACUAUUACUAGUGGACACACUAGAGUUACAAGACGACCUUUGGAGUUAGAAGUUAUUCAAGAAUGAUUUCUAGUGGGAGAAAAUUAAUAGUUUAAUUUGUAGAAAAGUAGUAGAUGUAUGUAUUUUAUGUAAUAUGAUUAAAUCCAACCCCUCGUGUUUAAGCGUACUUUUUCUACUAAGAAGGAAAGUUUUGGUGUGUUUGAAUUAACUACGUGAAAGGAUGUUAAUAAUUUGGUUAUGUCAUCA
Messenger RNA from Glycine soja, 2099 nucleotides. Its product is annotated as rust resistance kinase Lr10-like. NCBI's taxonomy places the organism in Eukaryota, Viridiplantae, Streptophyta, Magnoliopsida, Fabales, Fabaceae. The record is from RefSeq and is a predicted model, not a curated record. Bases 66 to 1919 code for a protein of 617 amino acids. Gene Ontology annotation, biological process: protein phosphorylation. Gene Ontology annotation, molecular function: polysaccharide binding; protein kinase activity; ATP binding. The transcript has 2 exons.